Molecule: messenger RNA, 918 nt
Organism: Bombyx mori (domestic silkworm)
Lineage: Eukaryota; Metazoa; Arthropoda; Insecta; Lepidoptera; Bombycidae
Gene: Prosalpha7
Product: proteasome alpha 3 subunit
Biological process (GO): proteasomal protein catabolic process; ubiquitin-dependent protein catabolic process
Cellular component (GO): proteasome core complex; synapse; nucleus
Source: RefSeq, marked provisional
UCAAAUUGUGAUUAUCUCGAAUACCGCUUUUCGGAACAAUAAUUUAUAUUUUGGACCAACAUUAGUGUAUUUGUCUUGGUAGAAAUCGAAAUAUAUUAAACAGUGCGUAAACAUGAGUUCUAUCGGAACUGGCUAUGACCUAUCGGCUUCUCAAUUUUCUCCUGAUGGUCGCGUUUUCCAAGUGGAAUAUGCUGCAAAGGCUGUAGAAAAUUCUGGAACAGUAAUUGGCCUCCGAGGAAAAGACGGAGUGGUAUUUGCUGUUGAGAAGUUAAUCACAUCCAAACUGUAUGAACCUGGCGCAAACAAGAGGAUAUUCCAUAUUGAUGAACAUGUUGGCAUGGCUGUCGCAGGGCUCAUAUCAGAUGCAAGACAAAUUGUCGAGACUGCUCGUUCAGAGGCAUCAAACUACAGAUCUCAGUAUGGCAGUCCAGUACCACUGAAGUAUUUAAAUGAACGAGUUUCAAUGUACAUGCACGCAUACACACUAUACAGCGCUGUUCGGCCAUAUGGUUGCUCAGUCGUUAUGGGCACAUGGACAGACUAUGAAGGCCCUCAGAUGUAUAUGCUAGAUCCCAGUGGUGUAUCUUUUUCAUAUUUUGGUUGCGCAGUCGGAAAAGCCAAACAGGCAGCAAAAACAGAGAUAGAAAAGCUAAAACUUGGAGACCUCACAGUGAAGGAGCUUGUGAGAGAAGCCGCUAGAAUUAUCUAUCUUGUACAUGAUGAACUAAAAGAUAAGCAGUUUGAGCUGGAGUUGUCUUGGGUUUCGAAAGACACGAAGGGUCGCCAUGAGCUGGUUCCGCGUGAGCUCGCCACCGAAGCAGAGAACCAAGCUAAACAGGCUCUUGCUGAUAUUGAAGAUUCAGAUGAAGGAGAGAUGUGAACAUGAUUAAUCUUAGUUAUUAAAUUUCGUAUAGAAAU